Molecule: messenger RNA, 969 nt
Organism: Naumovozyma castellii
Lineage: Eukaryota; Fungi; Ascomycota; Saccharomycetes; Saccharomycetales; Saccharomycetaceae
Gene: RRT5
Product: Rrt5p
Exons: 1
Coding region: 1-969 (322 amino acids)
Source: RefSeq, a predicted model, not a curated record
AUGUCGACCAACGGUGAUUCAAAUGUGGAUCCUAUUGAAAUUACAACUCAUAAGCUUGUUUUUACUAAUGUUAGGUUUAACACUAGUGAUGCUGAACUUGAGGAACUGUUGAAACCUUUUGGAAAGGUGUCUGUGCUUACUCCAACUGAAUCCCUCUUUGGUUUUAGAGGAACGAAAGUUGUCUCAAUAGGGUAUGCAUAUGUAAUCUUUGAAACUCCCCAACUUGCAGCCACUGCUUUUAAUGAGUUACAUAAAACAGAGUUUAAAGGAAGAACGUUAUACAUAAAGCCUUACGAAGAGUUUAUUCCCUUUGGUUGGAGAACUAAAUGGAAAAAAAAGGUUAGAAAUGAAGAAGAUGCUGUAGACACACAAUUGAUACAACCAAAGAAGGUCAGUAAGAAGGAAACCUCCACUGACAUUUUAUAUUGUUCAAAACUUCCAAAAGAUGUCACCGAUGAAAAAAUAAGAGCACUUUUUAGAGAAUUUAAUCCACAAGAAAUUUGGAUAUAUAAGCAAAGGACUAAUAGUAAAUGCUUGCCAAUAACUAGUCAAAUUACCGCCGCUCUCGUCAAAGUAAAUACCACUGAAAAUGUUGAAGCAAUUGCAGCUAAGUUGACCUUUAAGAAAAUUAUGAACAAAAGAAUUAGAGUUGCACCUGCAUUAGUUGAGAAGGUUAAGGAAAUAAGAAGCAUUGCCGACCAGCUUGCAAAUACAGAGUCUGCAGAAACAAUUGAAGAGGUCUUAGUUGUUCAAGAUGCUGACGACAAUAACGCCGAUGAAUCAAGUACAACACCUUUACUAAUUCCAGAAUCAAAUGAGGGUUCCAAUCCUGUACUACCAAAAGCAAUGAAUGAGACCAACAUAUCAUUAUCCAUGACAAGCAGUACUGAAGUUGAAAGAGAAGAAGAAAACGUAGCGGUUUUGGUAAAAAAUAAGAAUGCUGAGACUCUUGUCCUCCCUCAAGAAUAG